AUGCCACAACCCACGAGUCUUAAUCACCCCAUCAAUCAGCCACUUGACACUGUCGCGCGAUCCCCAGGUUUCACCACGCCUAUUCCCACCACACACACAACAGCAGAUGUGAUCACGAAAAUCGAGACCUUGUUAGGGCGGGUUCUCGAUGAUAUCGCCAACAAGAAUGAGCUCUGCAUCGAUGUGGUAGCAGAAUCAAGGUCAUCAAGUGCGAUCAAGUUCGCUCAAAUCAUCCUCAUCUUGCAAUUAUCGCACGACGCGCACGUGGCCAACGAGAUUUUGACCAAGAGGCACAUCUACUACCAACACCAGGAGUUGUUCGGAACACAGAGAAGGGCCGAUGACCUGGUGGACCGCUUAGCAUUGACGUUGGGGAGUAGCCGUGAUGACCUUCACAUAGUCGCAGCCUCGAAAGGCCUGGUAGCCGGGGCACUGAAGGUGACUUUGCAGGAUGAGAGCAUUGUUGAUGCAUCCGUACCCGAGACUGGCGUGAUCAUACCCCCAGCGAGGACGAUACAGCGGCUGGAUACCAGCACACUCAGGUGGGUUCUGGUAGUCGAGAAGGACGCCGUAUUCCGAUCGCUAUGCUCUUCGCGGUAUUGGCAGACGUCGCUGUGCGGAAAUGGAUUGCUUGUGACGGCAAAGGGGUAUCCAGACGAUCUCACCUGCGCUUUCCUACGACUACUGCUCGACAAAGAUCAACGACUGCCAAUGAUGGUACUUGUAGACUUUGACCCUGACGGCGUCAACAUCUUUCGGUGCUACAAGUACGGUUCCUCGCGACAGAACUCGCUUGGGGCAACAGGCGUCCACUGGCUUGGCAUCAAGAGUCGACACAUAUUGAAUCUAAGGGGAGCGGCUUCUCCCCGCAGCCAACAAAACGCAAUGCCAUCCACGGCCAUCACGUCCACGAAUUGUGCGGAUCCUGUCGCCUAUCUGACCUUUAGAGAUCGAAGGCUUGCAAAAGGGACUUUGGGACGGCUUGACACACCUGGUGAUGAUGAUCCACAAGCGUUUGAGCUAAGGAAAGAACUCCAAGUCAUGCUCAUGCUUGGAACAAAGGCGGAAAUUGAAUGGCUUGAUGAGGCAGGGAAUCUGGCAACCUGGCUGGACACGGAAAUUGCCCAGUUCUUACAUGGUAAUGUUGUUCAUCCGUAG
Molecule: messenger RNA, 1158 nt
Organism: Emericellopsis atlantica
Lineage: Eukaryota; Fungi; Ascomycota; Sordariomycetes; Hypocreales; Bionectriaceae
Product: Spo11/DNA topoisomerase VI subunit A
Exons: 7
Coding region: 1-1158 (385 amino acids)
Biological process (GO): meiotic DNA double-strand break processing; reciprocal meiotic recombination; meiotic DNA double-strand break formation
Cellular component (GO): nuclear chromosome
Molecular function (GO): DNA binding; ATP binding; DNA topoisomerase type II (double strand cut, ATP-hydrolyzing) activity
Source: RefSeq, a predicted model, not a curated record